UUUAUGCUGCGUACUGAGUCGUACGGACGAUGUCUUCUGACUUUUCACAACGACCAUCGUCAGACGCGUCAAGUGUCGUUUCACUUGGACUCCGACGUUGUAAGGGUGCAGCCAGUGAAAGCAGAAAUGUACCCCACUGUCUUCUCACUGCUCCUAGUUUUUGGCACAAUCUACCAUGCUGCUGGGGCAAAGAUCACCCAUCACAGCGUCCCUAUUGUCAACGGGGCUUGCAAGUUCCAUGGCUACACAAUUAAGGAAGGAGUGAUUAUGCCUCUGAUCAUCAACGAAUGUGCGUUGGCGAGAUGCAAUGCUACGUUGCAGAUUGUGUUCCGGGAGACAUGCGACGACCCGCCACCUAACUGCUUCAGUCCAUUCGGAGGCACAUAUCCUGAAUGCUGUGAACACUACAUUUGUUGAGACUGCCAGUGUCAGGGAUACGCACCUGUCAGCUGCAAUAAAUCUUCGGCGGUAUCACGGAAUGGAAGCGAUGUAAUGAAAA
This is a messenger RNA of Ornithodoros turicata, 499 nucleotides long. RefSeq lists its product as uncharacterized. Lineage: Eukaryota; Metazoa; Arthropoda; Arachnida; Ixodida; Argasidae. The transcript is spliced from 4 exons. The coding region runs from base 4 to 417 and encodes 137 amino acids. The record is from RefSeq and is a predicted model, not a curated record.